This is a messenger RNA of Nematolebias whitei (Rio pearlfish), 1540 nucleotides long. RefSeq names its product galactokinase 2 (gene galk2). The transcript is spliced from 10 exons. Gene Ontology annotation, biological process: carbohydrate phosphorylation; galactose metabolic process. Gene Ontology annotation, cellular component: cytosol; cytoplasm. The record is from RefSeq and is a predicted model, not a curated record. Gene Ontology annotation, molecular function: galactokinase activity; ATP binding. Bases 41 to 1417 code for a protein of 458 amino acids. Lineage: Eukaryota; Metazoa; Chordata; Actinopteri; Cyprinodontiformes; Rivulidae.
GAGCCGCAUUACUUUGUAAAAUAUUUCUGGGCAGGUAAACAUGACUAUGAAUCCACCCAAGAUGAAGACGUCGAUAACUUCUAAUGAAAGGCUGAAAACCCUGAAAAAGGCUUUUGAAACAAAGUUUGGAGAAUCUCCUCGCUUCUACGCAUGUGCACCUGGAAGAGUUAAUCUCAUUGGAGAACACAUUGACUACUGUGGAUAUGCUGUCCUGCCGAUGGCCCUUGAGCAGAGCAUCCUGGCAGCCGUUUCAGUGAACGAUUCAGGGAAAAUCCAUCUGGCCAACACAAAUCCUCAGUACCAGGAUUUCACAGUGUCCUGCUCAGAUGACAUCAUCAUCGACAGCAACAACCCAAAGUGGUUUUAUUAUUUCCUCUGCGGGGUCAAAGGCAUUCAGGAGACGUUUGGGAUCACUAGUUUAGCAGGAAUGUCGUGUGUUGUAGACGGAACGAUUCCUCCGAGCUCCGGUCUGUCCAGUUCAAGCGCCUUAGUUUGUUGUUCUGGCCUUGUAACAAUGGAGGCAAACCAAAAAUCCCUUUCCAAGGUGGCUCUAGCUGAGAUAUGUGCCAAAUGUGAGCGCUACAUUGGGACAGAGGGCGGAGGCAUGGACCAGUCCAUCUCUUUCCUUGCAGAGAAAGGAACCGCCAAGCUGAUCGAGUUCCAGCCUCUGAGGGCCACUGACGUCAAGCUGCCAGAGGGGGCUGUGUUUGUGAUUUCCAACUGCUGCGUUGAGAUGAACAAAGCUGCUUCUUCUCACUACAACAUCAGAGUGGUGGAGUGUCGCAUCGCCACCAAGAUGCUGGCACAGGCUCGAGGUCUGGACCCGAGCAGGUUGUUGAAGCUGGUUCAGGUUCAGACGGAGCUGAAGGCCUCCCUGGAGGAGAUGCUGGCCCUGGUGGAGGAGGUGCUGCAUCCCGAGCCGUACAGCCGCGAGGAGAUCUGCAAAGUUCUGAGCGUCACCUCGGAGCAGUUCUCCUCAGAGCUGCUGAGUGCCAACACUCAGCACUUAACGCACUUCAAGCUCCACCAGCGAGCCAAGCACGUGUACGGUGAAGCUGCACGGGUGAUGAGGUUUAAGAGCGUGUGCGACUCUGGAUCUGCUGAACGUGUAGAACUGCUCGGGGAGCUGAUGAACCGGAGCCACGAGAGCUGCAGAGACCUGUACGAGUGCAGCUGUCCUGAACUGGACCAGCUGGUGGACAUCUGUCUGAAGUCGGGGGCUGUGGGUUCUCGGCUGACGGGAGCCGGAUGGGGCGGCUGCGCCGUCUCCAUGGUUCCCAGUCAGAAGGUGGAGUCCUUCCUGCAAGCGGUCAGAGAUGCUUACUACACUCCUGACCCACAGCGGGCGGCGAUGGAGAAGCAGAGUUUGUUUGUAUCCAAGCCUGGUGGAGGAGCUGCAAUACUCCUGGAGGAGUGAAACACCUCCCUUGUUCUGUUUAUAUUCAAAUCUACUGAUGGAGGGAAAUAUGAUCAGCUUAUUUUUUAAUUCCUAUUAAGGAAAGGGAAAUUUCUAAUUUUUACUCCUUAUACAAGAAUACAA